CCUCGCAUGCACAGGAGAUUGCUCCACUUUUGUCGUACUCUGUCAUUACAAUUACCAACGAGUAGCUUUCGCGUUCGCUUCUCUAGAAUGAGCUCCCCGUCUACAGAUGGAGCGACACCAGUCCAAAUGGAUGCAACAUCACAGAAAAAUGAGAAACAAUUGCGGAAAGAGGCAGAAAAACUGGCUAAGAAGCAAGCAAAGAUGGACAAGUUUGCAAAGAAACAAGAAACGACCAAGACUAGUCAGAAGACGGGCAAUGAGAAAUUGAAUGCUAAGGCAAAAAGGAGCAAGGCAAGAGCAGCUGAUCUUGAAUAUGUCUACACACAUGCUGCUGGAGAGAAAAAAGGCAUUCAAUGUGUCUGGUGUAAUGCCAGAUAGUUACAACCCAAAAUAUGUUGAGGAAGCUUGGUAUCCAUGGUGGGAAAAGCAGGGUUUCUUUAAGCCUGAAUAUGGAAGGACGAGUGCUCAUGAGCCCAAUCCAAAGGGAAAGUUCAUGAUUGUCAUUCCUCCUCCCAAUGUGACCGGUUCCCUUCAUUUGGGCCACGCACUGACUGAAGCAGUACAGGACUGUCUUGUGCGAUGGCACAGAAUGCGUGGUGAAACAACUUUGUGGAAUCCAGGUUGUGACCAUGCUGGUAUUGCAACUCAGGUUGUGGUUGAGAAACGUCUGGCAAAGAGUGGGAAAUCGAGGCAUGAUCUUGGGCGUGAAGGUUUUUUGAAGGAAGUGUGGCAGUGGAAAGAUGAAAAAGGAGAUCGUAUCUAUCAUCAGUUGAAGAGAAUUGGUGGAUCAUAUGAUUGGGAUAGAGCAUGCUUUACAAUGGAUUCUAAACUUUCUCGAGCUGUUGAAGAAGGAUUCAUUCGUCUUCAUGAUGAUGGUGUCAUUUACCGUAGCAACCGACUGGUCAACUGGUCAUGCAAACUCAAGUCGGCCAUUUCGGACAUUGAGGUUGAGAAGAAGGAGCUGACAGGGAGGACGCUUUUGUCUGUACCAAACUAUGAGGAAAAGAUUGAAUUUGGAGUUCUAGUGUCGUUUGCGUAUCCAGUGGAGGAGUCUGAGGAAGUCGUUGUGGUGGCAACAACCCGUGUUGAGACGAUGCUUGGUGAUACGGCUGUUGCCGUUCAUCCUGAUGAUCAAAGAUAUAAACACCUUCAUGGCAAACAUGUCAUUCAUCCAUUCAGGGACGAGAGACUGCCGAUCGUGCUAGACAGUUUUGUUGACAUGUCAUUUGGAACUGGUGCUGUAAAGAUUACUCCAGCUCACGAUGUUGCUGAUUAUGACGUUGCUCUACGACACAAUCUGCCUUUUCUCAACAUCAUGACAGACGACGGAAUUAUUAAUCAUGUUGGAGGUGAGCAGUUCAAGGGAAUGAAGCGAUUUCAUGCUCGGAAAGCUGUGCUAGAAGCUCUUAAAGUCAAGGGGUUAUAUAGAGACACAAAAGACAACCCAAUGGUUGUGCCAACAUGCAGUAGGUCAAAAGACAUUGUGGAGCCGCUCAUGAAACCACAGUGGUACGUCAACUGUGAUGAAAUGGCAGCAAAUGCAAUUGAGGCUGUGAAAAGUGGUCACUUGAAAAUCUGCCCCAAGAUGCAUGAAAAGACGUGGUUCUAUUGGCUUGAAAACAUCAGACCUUGGUGUAUAUCACGGCAACUUUGGUGGGGCCAUAGAAUUCCUGCAUAUUUCGUGUCAUUCACUGACGACUGUGCUUCUGCUGGAGAGGAGACAGAUAACAAGUAUUGGGUGAGUGGAAAGACAGAAGACGAAGCCAAGCAAAAAGCAUCCCAACGCUUUGGCGUACCACUAGACAAAGUGCAGUUACGACAGGACGAAGAUGUGCUGGACACAUGGUUUUCAUCAGCUCUAUUUCCGUUCUCAAUUUUUGGUUGGCCCAAUGAGACGGACGAUCUAAAGACAUUCUAUCCCGGCACGCUAUUGGAGACUGGUCACGACAUUCUCUUUUUUUGGGUGGCCAGAAUGGUGUUUUUUGGACAAAAAUUAAUGGGUGACUUACCAUUUGAAGAAGUGUAUUUGCAUGCCAUGGUGAGAGAUGCCCACGGUCGUAAGAUGAGCAAAACACUGGGCAAUGUUAUUGAUCCUAUAGAUGUAAUUGAAGGAAUUUCACUGGAGGGACUCCAUCAACAGUUGUAUGAAGGAAAUUUGGAUCAAAGAGAAAUUGAUCGUGCAAUACAAGGACAGAAGGAAGAUUAUUCGGAUGGCAUUCCUGAAUGCGGCACGGAUGCUCUCAGGUUUGCCCUGUGUGCAUAUACAGCUCAAGGUCGUGAUAUUAAUCUGGAUGUAAAGCGUGUUGUUGGUUAUCGUCAUUUCUGCAACAAGCUGUGGAAUGCUACAAAGUUUGCUCUUAUGACACUUGGACCUGAUUUCAAACCGAACCCAACAGCUAAGCUUAGUGGCAAUGAGACUCUUGUGGAUCAGUGGAUUCUUAGUCGUCUGGCAUGUGCUGUUAACUCCAUCAAUGAUGGUUUCAAGGACUAUGACUUUCCUGGUGUUACUACUGCUGUGUACAACUUCUGGUUAUAUGACCUGUGUGAUGUGUAUCUGGAGCACUUGAAGCCGGUUGUACGAGACGGUAGUGAAGUGGAGGUACUAACAGCAAGGAACAUUUUAUAUACUUGCUUGGACACAGGUCUGCGCCUUCUCAGCCCUUUUAUGCCCUUCUUGACGGAAGAACUGUAUCAGAGGCUACCCAGACGAGAUGGCAAUAGGUCACCUAGUAUAUGUGUUGCCCCAUUUCCAGAGAACGCUACUGGGUAUAAUCCUGCUAUUGAGACUGAGUUCAAGUUCAUCCAAGAUGUGGUUCGCACCACUCGAAGUGCAAGGCAAGACUAUUUACCUCCAAAGGCAAGACCAGAUGUGUACUAUGUGUGUUCAAGCCCUGGUGUAGCUUCCUUGCUUAGCAAGUUUGAAGGUGUAGUCACAACGUUGACUACAUCUGGAAAAAUUCACAUUCUGUCUGGUGAGUCACCUCCACUUGGCUGCACGAUGGGAACCGUGGGUGACAAAUGUGAAGUCCAUGUGAUGAUGAAGGGUCUUGUGGACGUUGAAAAGGAGCUGAGCAAGUUGCAAACAAAGCAGGAUAAGCUCAUCAUCCAGAUGGACAAAUUGAGAAGAGACACUCAGAUGCCUGAAUACGAGACCAAAGUUCCCGAAUCAGUAAGGAAGAGUAAUGAAGAAAAGUCUCAAGAAUACGAAAGUGAACUAACGAACAUCAAACGUGCUGUUGAUGCUUUCAAACAAAUGAAGUAGGGUGUCUUGAGUCAUACGUGAUCUUAAUGGUUUGUGAUGGUUACCUUUUUGAUGUUGAAUGAUGGUAUGAAUUGUAAUUUCGUCCACAGUGAGACUGUAACACUUUCUGUGUGGUUUAUUUUUGAGCUAUAAAUUGUAAAGUCUCCCAAA
This is a messenger RNA of Corticium candelabrum, 3412 nucleotides long. Its product is annotated as valine--tRNA ligase-like. Bases 269 to 3262 code for a protein of 997 amino acids. Gene Ontology annotation, biological process: valyl-tRNA aminoacylation. Gene Ontology annotation, molecular function: ATP binding; valine-tRNA ligase activity; aminoacyl-tRNA deacylase activity. Gene Ontology annotation, cellular component: cytosol. The transcript is spliced from 31 exons. NCBI's taxonomy places the organism in Eukaryota, Metazoa, Porifera, Homoscleromorpha, Homosclerophorida, Plakinidae. The record is from RefSeq and is a predicted model, not a curated record.